Molecule: messenger RNA, 7051 nt
Organism: Anolis carolinensis (green anole)
Lineage: Eukaryota; Metazoa; Chordata; Lepidosauria; Squamata; Anolidae
Gene: zbtb44
Product: zinc finger and BTB domain containing 44
Exons: 6
Coding region: 352-2202 (616 amino acids)
Biological process (GO): regulation of transcription by RNA polymerase II
Molecular function (GO): DNA-binding transcription factor activity, RNA polymerase II-specific; RNA polymerase II cis-regulatory region sequence-specific DNA binding; protein binding
Source: RefSeq, a predicted model, not a curated record
CUGCGCCUGCGCGGGAGGCCUCUGCCUCCUCUUUCCCCCUCCCCUCCCCGUUUUUCCCAACGCCCGCGGCGCGAGCGCAGGGAAGCCCAACGGCUGUGGUGGGGGGGCGGCGGCGACGGUGGCCGCCAUGGCCCAAAAGGGGCCUACGCGCGGGGCCAGCUAAGGGGAGGCGGCGGCGACGGAAGCCGAGGGGGGCGGAAAAAGGAAAGGCCGGCUUCCUACUCACAAACACGCAGGUUAAAAAGAAAGAUACGUGAACACACCGGGCCCGGAGAAGAAGAGGGCCUCGCCAAUCGCAGGUCCACUUUGAUCUUUUAUUUUUGGGAUAUUGGCCAAAAAACCAGGAAAAAUAUGGGUGUCAAAACAUUUACCCACAAUUCCCCUGCUCACAGUCAGGAGAUGCUUGGAAAACUUAACAUGUUACGGAAUGAUGGACAUUUUUGCGACAUUACUAUCCGCGUCCAGGACAAAAUCUUCAGAGCGCACAAGGUGGUGUUGGCAGCCUGCAGUGACUUCUUUCGUUCCAAGUUGGUUGGUCAAGCAGAUGAUGACAGCAAAAAUGUCCUUGACCUACAUCAUGUGACAGUGACAGGAUUCAUGCCCCUUCUGGAAUAUGCAUACACAGCAACGUUGUCUAUUAACACCGAAAACAUUAUCGACGUCUUGGCUGCAGCUAGCUAUAUGCAAAUGUUCAGUGUCGCUAGCACCUGUUCUGAGUUCAUGAAGUCCAGUAUUUUGUGGAAUACUCCAAGCAGCCAACAAGAAAAGGUGUUAGAUACGGGACAGGAAAAUAGUGCAAACUGCAACUUCACCUCUCGCGAUGGCAGCCUUUCCCCUGUGUCUUCAGAAUGCAGCGUGGUAGAAAGAGCCAUUCCUGUUUGUCGAGAGUCAAGGCGGAAACGCAAAAGCUACAUUGUAAUGUCACCAGAAAGCCCCCUUAAAUGUAGCACUCAAACAAACUCUCCACAGGUUCUGAACACUUCAGCUUCAUAUGCAGAGCCUAGAAGUCACCCUGUAGACUCUUCCUUGGCUUUUCCUUGGACGUUUCCUUUUGGAAUUGACCGGCGACUUCAGUCAGAGAAAGUGAAACAAGUAGACAAUUCUCGGACUCUGGAAGUGCCUGGUCCAUCUGAUGCAUCUCGGAGAAUUGCUGAUUAUGUGGCUUGUGAAAGCACAAAAGCCAGCUCCCCUCUGGUGAUUGAAGAGGAUGUGCGGGUAAAAGUAGAACGGUUAAGUGAUGAAGAAGUACAUGAGGAAGUAUCGCAGCCUGUGAGUGCAUCUCAGAGUUCUCUGAGUGAUCAGCAGACAGUCCCAGGAAGUGAGCAAGUCCAAGAGGACCUUUUGAUCAGCCCACAGUCAUCUUCUAUAGGUUCAAUAGAUGAAGGAGUCACUGAGGGAUUGCCAACCCUACAGAGUACCUCUGGUGGCAAUGUUCAUGCAGAUGACGAUGAUCGAUUGGAAAAUGUCCAGUACCCUUACCAGCUCUAUAUUGCGCCUUCAACCAGUAGCACAGAGAGACCCAGCCCGAAUGGCCCCGAUAGACCUUUUCAGUGUCCAACUUGUGGUGUUCGAUUCACCCGUAUUCAGAAUUUAAAACAGCACAUGCUCAUCCACUCAGGCAUUAAACCCUUUCAGUGCGACCGUUGUGGGAAAAAGUUCACCCGGGCGUAUUCGCUAAAGAUGCAUCGCCUGAAGCACGAAGGUAAACGCUGUUUCCGGUGCCAGAUAUGUAGUGCCACUUUCACUUCCUUCGGGGAAUAUAAACACCACAUGCGGGUUUCCCGGCACAUUAUCCGCAAGCCUCGGAUUUACGAGUGCAAAACAUGUGGCGCCAUGUUCACCAACUCUGGAAAUUUAAUCGUUCAUCUGAGGAGUCUGAACCAUGAAGCGUCAGAGCUAGCAAACUACUUCCAGAGCAGUGAUUUCCUAGUGCCGGACUACUUAAACCAAGAACAAGAUGACACCCUCGGCCAGUAUGAGCUUGGAGAGCACGGGUUUGAGAGCAGCUCCUCUGUCCAAAUGCCUGUCAUUUCGCAGGUGUCAUCCACUCAGAAUUGCGAGAGCACUUUCCCCUUGGGGCCUCUGGGUGGGUUGGCAGAGAAGGAAGAAGACCUGCCCGAGCAGCCAAAGACGGUCGCGGGCGCCGAGGCCAGCAGAGAGGACCCCCUGAAACCGGGGCUCUCCUCUAUUACUAUCGAAUAAGUCAAAACGUUUGGUUUCAGUCGUGUCUUUUUGGAAAGUGCCUGUGUUUGGUCUUGUACAUUUUAAUUUAAUUUUCAGAAAGGAGGGGGGGAGGGAGAAUGUACCCCUUUUUCUUUUUGUAAGCUAUGCUGUUUAAACCAUAAACUGCAACAGAUGUUACGCUAUUCUUCACAACCCAGUGUCACUUUCGUGGAAACAUUUUUGAGGCUGAAAUGCACAGUAAGGUGUUGUCAAAACAUCAUAUACACUUCUAAAGAAAAACGAAGCACACACAAAUUACUAGGGUUUUUUUUUUGUUUCUAUGGCAGGCCAAAAGAUAAGGAAGGGGCUUGUUUUGCCACCUUCAUUUCAAAGAGCUUCUGGGAAAGGAAGAGGAAUUGAUGGCUCUGAAAAUCAUUUUUAAGUAGGCUGUCAAGUGUUGAACCGUCAAAUUGCACAUCUUAGUAAACCUUUGAAUACUUUUUGCCUAGGAGGAAUCACUUCUCUCUCUUAAUUUUCCUUACUUGUAAUAAUUACUAUAACAUGCAAGGCCUCUGGUUUUAAAAAUGGAAGUUUGAUUGGCUUUGGCAAAACUAAGGGCAGUGUGCCCAGGUAUGCUUACCUUCAGUAUGUCACUAAAAACAGCUCUUGCAAAAGACCUUAUAAGGGUUUCUUUCUCUGAAGUGACACAUUUAAAAACCCUCUUGUCAGGAAAUUAUGGUUGUAUCUCACAGUUUGGAAUAGAAAAAACUAUGACAAGGAAGAAGAGUUUAAAAAAGGGCAAAAGAGUAUUUUUGCAUUCAUAUGCUCUUGUGAUUUACACACACAGCUAUGUGUACUUUCCACAGUUUUAUUGACCUGUUUCUUCUUUUAUAAAAGAAGCAAUUUUCCUUUGGAGGCCAAGUUUCUAAACCAAAAGGAGUUGUUUACAGAAGGUCUGUUAGAAAUGAUAAAAUGUUCCUAUUCUAAAAUAUUUUGUAUACCUUUGCCAAGCCAGUUUCAGAAAAGCCAUUACUCUGGCAGCAUAUACAACUCUAGCAAGUAAUGAACUGAAUUAUUUGCCAUUUUAUUUUCACCUGUUAAGUUUAUAAAGCAUGUGCAAUGUAAGAUGGCACAUUUGGUUGGCCACCAGUUCUUGGUUUGUUGCCAGUGCCUUUCAGUGUGGCUAAGGCUUAGGAAUUUUAAUUACAUUGAUUUUUUGCUCAUUCCGAGUAUCCUGAAGUAUUCCAAGAUUAACAUUUUUUAAAGAAGUGUAAAACUUACUUGAGAAGGUACUUAACCUGAAUUUCAUAUGAACAUUAAACUAAGAAUAAAACAACAAAGGGCUGAUGGGGAGGGAUUGUUGAAUCGCUGCAGAGGACAAGUAACAGGGCUGAUACAUUAUGCAACUAAUACUGAAGUCUGUGGACAUUCUGGAAGAAGCAUGUUUCUGCCAAGAGCAAAUUCAUCAAAAUCUAAGGAAACUGAUUCUUGUACUUCCCGCUACUUUUGUAAAGGGCUUCACAGAAUGACUAACAAAGUUUAAAUGUAGGUAUUUUACUCAAUAGCUUUAGGGGGUUUUUUUUCUUCCCAUUAAUUUUGAAUUUAAAAAAACCUUCCAGAUAAGUACUUCAGUAUUUUCAGCAAGGGAUGUCCAUGCUGACGUUGAGUCCUCCUUUUCAAGGCAGACCAAUGGUGGUUCUGUCUUGUAACUAAAGCAAAAAACAAACAAACCCAAAGCUAGCAAUUGGGUUAUAUAUACAUUGGUAUUACCAUUCCAAUAAUUCCUGUAAGGACUGUCUAUUUUUUUUUUCAAAUCCAGGAUGGAACUGAUUUAAGGCAAUGGAUUUCAAAAUGCAAAUAUCUUGUAGCAAUCGCAUGACGUCCAUGAGAUUAAUUGGUAUAAGCUACAUAUCGGUUACUUUUAUGUUCAUUCUUAACGUAGUAUUGUAUAGUUUGAUUUUGUAUGGAGAGAGGGAUUUGUUCUGCCUACACAAUGCAUUUUAUCUUUUGUAAAGUCUGUUCAGGGGGCGCGCUUUGUUAGUUCAAAAAUUGUACAUUUGAUAUGUGCACAUGUAGAGCAGGUGAUCUACAUUAACAGAGUUUUAGGAUAUUUAAAAUAUGGUAUCAGACAGUUAGCUUUUCUGAAAAUUAUACUACUAAUAAAAGCACUAAAACUAAAAUACUACAAAUAAAUCAUUUGGAGUUCAUAAAAUGUAAAUGUAGACAUAAUCAGUGUUUGCGUGAAAACAGCAGCUACUGUGUUGCAUCUUAGUACAAAAACUCAAUGAAUUGUGAUAAUAAUUCAGAAUUCUAACAUUCAAGCAAAGGAUUCAUCCAGAAUUCUCUUUGCUAUUGGGAGAUCUCUUUGCAGAUAUUAUUUCUUCUCAGUUAAAAAGAACACCCUUUCAUUCAUAAAAACCGUCAUCCUAUCUGUUUUCUUAUUUUUUUCUAAUUCCUUUAGAACAUUUAAAAGGAAACCUUCUGGGUGAAUAUCCAAGACCUAAAACCAAGAUAUUGAAUAUCUUGAACAGUUUAAACUUGAAAAGCUUGAACCCACAUUUUAAGUCAGGGAUAACAAACAGUGCUUUAUGAUAUAUCUUAUCCUUCCAACAAAAAAAAACCUGUCAGUCCCCUCAAAGCCUGGGUUCUGUGGAAAAGCAUUUUAGCACCUAGUCAAUACAGUCACUACUUUCUCUUGCCCAACUUUGGGCAUCAGACCAUCACGCAUCCCGUCUUGACUCUGCAAAGAGAACGAUUGUUUCCCAAAAGCAUCACUUCCAGAGGACCUGAACUGGUCCAGACCUAGGUAGCCUAACUGGGUGAUAGUGUUACCAACCCAUAAGGGUUGGCCAUCCUUUUAAAACUGGUUAGAUGUCAGCUGUUUUCCAGCUUUGUCAAAUUGUAAUUGUGAUAAUGGGCUUCCUUUGUUCACAGAAUCAUCUGAAUGUUUGGGUUUUCCUAUCCAAAUUUCUCACGUGGUUGAGCCAGAUAUGUAAUAUAGCACCCCAAGAAUCAGGAUGUGCUGCAUGGCCUCUUUCCCGGUCAUGAAAGAAAACAUAUUCAAAUAUGAAGCAUCUGUUCCCACACACGGUUGAGACAGAGGAGCUCAAUUGUGGGGUAGUGCCUACCCCUGCCAUGGGCCAGCAGAGAAUAUAUGUACCUGAGAAAUGAAAUCACAAUCCCUCAGAAUAUCAGUUCCAUCUUGCUAACAUUUGGUCACCAGCUUCUCGUUCAAUUUCCCCUGAGUGCAUUAUUUGGAAAUCAGUUUGGCAUCUUUGUUGCCAGUAGAUGCUCCCGGUUCUGAUGCAGAAUGCACAGAGCCAGCAAUGUCUUUCAGAUCCGUCCCUGUUUGGGCACUUAUCUUUUGUCUGAAAAGUGUAAAUGUGAUUUUUUUUUUGUUCAUCAACCAGUGCCAGUGUAGCAAAUAUAUAUUAUAUAUAUUAUAUUUUAUAAAACUAUAACCCCUAGGUCCCCAAAAAGAGAUUGAAAUUGUAUUUUUUUAAAUGAUGCAUUUGCAAAUUUUUAAAGUAGUGGCUUUAGCCAGUUUUGUGUGGGGUGGGAGGGCAUAUCACUGAUUUUUCUUCACCAGCCUCAACACAGCAGAGGGCUAGAUUAAAAAAAAAUCCCUGUCUGUUUCUUAAAGUCUGCCGAAUUUGGCAUAAUGGAAAUGGUUUGGAUAGUGUUUGAUACAAAAGAGAUGCAGUUUUUCCCCUUCCUUGAUUGCCUUUCUGCAGAAGGCAAAGCUUCCUUUUCUUAAAAAGAAGAGACAGAAUGUGGGUCAAUCCAUUGACCUAAGAGAGGAGUGGCUCAAGCUUACGUUCUUCCAUACCACAAGACUUUGCAGGUCAUAUUUGGUCAGGAAGCGGGGAAAUAAUAACUGAGGGGGUCGGAUAUAAUAAAUAGUACAGCUGAUAUUUUUAAGAUAAAAGAUUUUAAGUGGUUCUAAAGCUCUCUGGUUUGUUGUUUUGUAUGUCAACUUUUCUGUAUGGUAUCAGAGAACUUCAGAGAAAAGGAUGGUGCUGUGUGUUUGUCUCCUCUUCGGCUGCUGCAUGCUACCAUUUUUAUUCUCUCUCCAGUCACAGCCAGUGGAAGCUGUUGAGUGUGCUUCCGGGUCCCAGUCUUGCAGUGCUGUCUGUCUCUCUGUGGACCGUUGUACAAUCCCCAAAAAUAAAGGAGGGGAGGGAGGAAAGCUGGAGCCGGAAGUGCAAAUUGAAUUCUCAGAGGGCCUUCCAGGCUUCAUCUGUACCUCCCUCCCCCUGUUAACUGUGCCAGUCUUCAGUCACCAGCCGCAUCUCAUAGAGCUUUUCUUGUCUGUGCCGACCACAGCUAGGCUACUUGGCAUGUUUAUUGACUUAAUGGAAAAAAUAAUGUUUUUUGGGUUUGGUUUUUUUUUAAUGUUGAAAUACACUUUGCAUUUUAUAUACUAUAUCUGGCUAUUAGUAUUUUUCAGGAACCCAUAGUUCUUGGUGGCUAUAUAUAUAUUUUUGUGACUUUUUGUAAACUAAAGUGCCGUUUCACUGUUACAAUCAUUUCUAGAGUUCUUGUAAUCAAUGUGAAUAUCAUGGUUUUUUCGAACUCCGUUCUGAGCCCGUAGUGUUCGCUUUUGUGAUUCUCCGUGUCAUGUAUAUAUUCUGUAUAGUUUACCUUGUAUUGAAAUAUUAGCUUGUUUGAUAUAAGAAGAAUAUGUAUUGGGUACCUUUUUUGCUAGCCUGGUUGUUUAAUCUUUAAAAAAAUGCCUUGAAAAAAAUUCAACAAAAAAAGAAAGAAAGUAUCUCCAGAUUGGUCACAUGAGUCAAAAUGAGCGGGAAGAAAAACUAGUUUUGAGUGUCUUUGGAUAGAAACAUGAUGCUAAGAUUUUUCAUUAAAAUAUUAAUGUUUUAUGGAGUAA